Molecule: messenger RNA, 17053 nt
Organism: Coregonus sp. 'balchen'
Lineage: Eukaryota; Metazoa; Chordata; Actinopteri; Salmoniformes; Salmonidae
Source: the annotation of a GenBank genome assembly
CCGUAGAGAAAGGAGGCCCCUGGUGGUGGUUGUUUGUAAGAAACCCCGUAGUGAAUCGCUUUGCGCUUAAUGCAACACAAAUCCAAAAUGGCAGGAGCUGAUGGAGACGAUUCCCUCUACCCUAUCGCGGUGCUCAUUGACGAGCUUCGUAAUGAGGAUGUGCAGGUAAUCACCGAUGCUCUGUUCAUACGACGUUCAAAUGGGAUAUUAUAUUGGUGGUAUUUGUUUCACUUAAACAUGUCUGAUUUCAAAAAGGAUAGUAAGCUAACAUCCCGAGGCCUUUUGGCCUGUUCAUGAAGUCUCAGCCCUGCGCACCCAGUCUGGCUAACUAGCUGUCUAGCGUGUUACUUGGUGUGAUACAUAUCAAACGGAAUAGCUGCAUGUCGUAUUUAGUUACAACCAAAAAUGUAUAGCUAGCUAACUAACUAGUUAUUUGACGGUGUAAAAGUAACUGCUGCUAGCUAAUGUUAGCUAGUUAAUGGGUCACUUGGUUAGCUAGCUAGUGUGCCGGGCUAUCUAUGCUACUGUAGUUAGCAGCGAACUAGUUAAUAAACGUUAACUAUCUAGCUAGCUCAAAUUCGUAUGUUAGCUUGCAGAUGAACCUAGCUACUUGUUUUAUUAUUGAAAUAUCAAUGUACAAUACAUACAUGAUAACGUUACUGUAUGCUAAUUAGCAAGCUCAAAUAUGUUUAAAGCUGCUAACUACGUAGUUUCCUUGUUGUACCUGCCGGUCAUCCAGCUCCACCCUGGUAAUGGUAGUGAGAUUAUCAUUAUUUUCAUGUUGUAACUAACUUGUUAGCUAGGUAACUAUUAACAUGGUUAGGUAUGUACUAUAUCUGCAUCUUGCUUUGGUGUCUCUGAAAUCAUUACAAAAACACACACAUUUUCUAUACUCUAGAAAAAAGUUGUAUCAUGUUCAUAGGAAUGCACCUAAAUGGGAACACAUGUUUCUUCUCUGAAAUGCUCACAUCUGAAAUAGUCUUUAUAGUUUGCCUCACUGAAAUGCUAAGAAUCUUUUUAUGGAUAAUGGUGUCUCCUCUUGUAAGUUUCAUGUAAUAACAUCACCUGUCAUUGUUUACUUUCCAAGCUGCGACUGAACAGCAUCAAGAAGCUGUCUACCAUCGCACUGGCCCUUGGAGUGGAGAGGACACGCACUGAACUCCUCCCCUUCCUCACAGGUAUGUCUUCACCUUAAGACCCCAGUUACAGCCAUCCUCAUGAGUCAUGAGUAAAGACUUGUGAAAGGCUAAUAAUUCUGACUGAGUCAACACUCUUUAAAGAGAUUCACCGGACAUUGCACAACCAGCAUCAACAUUGGCACUUUGCUGGAAAUUGUUCUGAGAUAGCAUGCAUUGAAGCCAGUAGAAUUCAUCAAUCUAAUUGUGUUGUCAUGCCAAUGAUGUUUCACACCUGACCUCUUGUAGACACCAUCUAUGAUGAGGAUGAGGUGCUUCUUGCCUUGGCUGAGCAGCUGGGCAACUUCACCAUGCUGGUGGGAGGCCCAGAAUAUGUUCACUGUCUGCUGGUAUGUAUCUGGCAUUGAGCAUAUAAGAUGCAUACAGAUAUUCAACACAAUUUGACAGAGUUAGGUGUACAUGCAUGGGUUUUCUCAACAUAUCCAGUCAGCUACACUACAUAUACAUACACAUACUUAUGUCCCUUUGUCUUUCUCCGCAGCCGCCUCUGGAGAGCCUGGCUACCGUGGAGGAAACGGUGGUGCGAGACAAGGCGGUGGAGUCUCUGCGCAAGAUCUCCCAGGAGCACUCUCCUGUGGACCUGGAGGUGCACUUUGAGCCCCUGGUGAAGAGGCUGGCCAGUGGUGACUGGUUCACCUCCCGCACCUCUGCCUGUGGCCUGUUCAGCGUCUGCUACCCCCGCGUGUCCAGCACCGUCAAGGCUGAAAUUCGCCAGUGAGUAGCUAUAUCAGGAGGGAUGUAUCUAAGACCUGAUUAGCGAAGAUCCCAGGGGGAUUGAAAUAUGGUCUAUUAUGUGUGUCCCCAAUAAUCACUAGGAGCAUAAUAUUAGAGUUGCGGACAUUACUUUGGCUCAUAUCAGGGGCUAGUCACACACUAGCCUUGCAGUCCCAAAUCAAUCAGAUCGGAAUGAUUAGCUACACUCUUUCUGUAGAGGAGAUACAAUGGAAGUAUGGUCUGACGGUGGGUGGUAUGUUCUCUCCACAGGCAUUUCCGCACUCUGUGCUCAGAUGACACUCCAAUGGUGCGCCGCGCCGCAGCCUCCAAGCUUGGGGAGUUCGCCAAGGUUCUGGAGCUGGACUAUGUCAAGAGUGACAUCAUCUCCCUCUUCACUGCACUGGCCUCCGAUGAGCAGGUACUCUAUACACGCACACAGGGCGUUCUGUGACAUUGCGGUGGGAAGUGCCUGGAAUUCUACCAGCCAAUUCCUAAAUCGACUGGCCAGUGGAAAUAACAUGGCCAUACAAAAUAUGUUUUUGAAUGGGGAUGGAUGAAUAUUGAAUGGGAAUAGAACAAUCAUAUUUCAGCUAAUUCAGUAGGUAGCCCCAACUGGGACUCAAAACCGGGUCUAGCUAUUGUUAACCCAACGCCUCAGCAGUUAAACCAUGAAAUCCGUCCCAUGGGGAUCGUGUGUUCACACGAUGCAUUUCUAUGGUGUUGCUACAGUAUUUUAUUAAAUUGGCACAAUGAGAAAUAAUCCCAUGAUCCCCCCGACUGUAGGACUCAGUGCGCCUGCUGGCGGUGGAAGCCUGUGUGAGCAUCGCCACGCUGCUGCCCCAGGAGGACCUGGAGACCCUUGUGAUGCCCACCCUGCGCCAGGCCGCCGAGGACAAGUCCUGGAGGGUCCGCUACAUGGUGGCCGACAAGUUCUCUGAGGUAAGCAUGUGGAAACAUUGAUAUGUUGCAUGUAGCCAUAAUGCCUCUAAAAUAUUUGCUGCUUUACUGAACCUGGAAUGGAAGCAAUGGGGGCCGACAUUCAAUGCUUCACAGAUGGUCACUUUAAAAGGGUGAUUUUUGUAGUUUUUAGUGUGCCUAUCCGUAACGUUUUUGUGGUAAAUUGAGAAAUAGAUUUUUCAAAUUUGGUGGAGGUAUUUGCACAAAUGUUGCUAUCAUUUUAGUCUAGUAGGAUGAGUUAUAUUUUCAGUUGUUUUACUGUAUUGAACUUAAGUAAUACAAUGCUCCAAGGGGAAAGUAGAGUGGACAUGGAUAGCAGGACAAUUAUGGGGGCCUGUAAUGUUCUUAGUCCCCCAGCGUAGAACUUUCUUAAUGUCCUCAUUGCCACUUACGUUCACUACACUAACCCAUUGAUUUCUAACCCAUAUGACAUUCUGUUGUCAUUUAGUAUAAAAUGGGUCAUAUUGCCACUGUUUCAUAAUAUGUUGUAGAAGUUCAGUCAAUCAAUGUAAAAACUUUCAUGCAACCUCACACACGUUAAAGCUUAGCAAAUGUUUUUUUGUGCACCACACUUACUGAAAGGUCCCCUACCACCUUCCCCCUCGCCACCAUGGCCUUUGGGAGCCUGUGUUCCCAACCCAAAUUCCAUGAGUUUAGUGUGUUGAUCAGCAAAUCUCAGAGCAAGGUUUGAAGGUGGGAUCGUGUCAGGGCCGUAGAUAGAGAUCUCUGCUGGAUGUUAAUUGCUAUGUCUAGUCUGUGGUAGGAGUAGAAGUUCCCUCAGCCAAUUCAACAGUUGGCAGGAAACUUCCACACAAAUUAAAGCCUGGCAAUGGCAAAUAGUUUUGUGCACUUUCCCCCUUGCUACCAUGGACUUUGUAGCCUAUGUGUUCACAACCUGAAUCCCAUCAGUUCAGUGUCUUAGUCAUGGAGUAUCACACACAGGUUUAGUGGUGGAUGUUAAUUGCCAUGUCACUGAUUCCACAGCUCCAGAAAGCGGUUGGCCCAGAGAUCACCAAGAAUGACCUGGUCCCAGCCUUCCAGAAUCUGCUCAAGGACUGCGAGGCUGAGGUCCGAGCCGCCGCCGCCAACAAGGUCAAGGGUGAGUGUCUGGAUGCUAUCCGCCAGUCCAUAGAAAGCCUCUGUUGAAUAAAAUAGAACGGUUUGAAUGAGAAGCUUUUACGUCUAAUAGACCACGGUAUUUACAAACACCAUUCCUGUCCUCAGAGUUCUGCGAGAACCUUCCAGAAGACAGCAGAGAAACCAUCAUCAUGACUCACAUUCUGCCCUGUGUCAAGGUAUAAAAAAAACAGUCACUGUUCACUUUUAUCCCUUUUUUAUUCUGCUAAUUUACGUGCGCUGGUGUCUUUGACCUGUCAAUUUCUCACUUGAUGGAAGUAACUCCUAGCACCCAUGACCAACGAAGGGGCAAAAAAAGCAUUUAUCUUUUCAAAAAUGUAUAGCUGUAGUGCUUUAGACGAGCAGUCCUGUGUUCUGAAGUCUUGACAAUAACGCGAGUUAAGCAAAUUCUCGUGUUCAGACGUGAAAAUGCACAAGCAGUGGAUAUUUUUAGACACCCACAAAUCAAUUUCUAGCGUUAUAGUUAAACUGAUUAACCUGUUGUUCUUGACCGUACUUUCUAUACGUGAGCCGGGAGGAUAUUAUGCUUCGUAGGUUGGGGCCUAGGAAGAGAUGAGGACUUGAGCUCAGUAUAGCUUUUGGACAGCAGGGGGUACUGUUGUAUUUAAAAUGUCUACCAAACCACCACACAACACCUAUUCACUGUCGAUGUGUUAGAACUCACUGGUUGGUUCCUGAGUUUAAAUGACGGCCCUUCUUAUAUUGUUUUGGAAAUAUAUUUUUGGGCAAUAAAUCUCUUCUAGGAACAACCCCAGCAUAAAAUACAAAAGUACAAUUAUAGCCUAUACCAUCUUUUUGUGAAAUCCCAAGUCCUUAUCAAAUGUUAUUCAAAGCUGGUCCAAAUAUGACAGAAAUACAGUAUAUGAGCUAGGUGCUGCUAUUAUUAACCAAUGUGGGAUAAAUGGCAAACUGUUUUCAUGAAAGCAUUUGAGAAUAUAAGAACUUGCGGAAAUGCACUAAAUGACCAAAAGUAUAUGGACACCUGCUCAUCAAACAUCUCAUUCCAAAAUCAUGGGCAUUAAUAUGGACUUGGUCCCACCUUUGCUGCUAUAACAGCCUCCACUCUUCUGGGAAGGCUUUCCACUAGAUGUUGGAACAUUGCUGCGGGGACUUGCUUCCAUUCAGCCACAAGAGCAUUAGUGAGGUCGGGCACUGAUGUUGGGCGAUUAGGCCUGGCUCGCAGUUGGUGUUCCAAUUCAUCCCAAAGGUGUUCGAUGGGGUUGAGGUAAGGGCUCUGUGCAGGCCAGUCAAGUUCUUCCACACCGAUCUAGACAAACCAUUUCUGUAUGGGCCUCGCAUUGUGUACGGGGGCAUUGUCAUGCUAAAACAGGAAAGGACCUUCCUGAAACUGUUGCUACAAAGUUGGAAGCACAGAAUCAUCUAGAACAUCAUUGUAUGGUGUAGCGUUAAGAUUUCCCUUCACUGGAACUAAGGGGCCUAGCCCAAAGCAUGAAACAGCUCCAGACCAUUAUUCCUCCUCCACCAAACUUUACAGUUGGCACUAUGCAUUCGGGCAGGUAGCGUUCUCCUGGUAUCCGCCAAAACCAGAUUAGUCUUUCGGACUGCCAGAUGGUGAAGCUUGAUUCAUCACUCCAGAGAAUGAGAUUUCACUGCUCCAGAGUACACCAGCUUCGACGCUCAUUGGAUGUGGCAGGGCUUGCAAACUAUUACAGACUACAAAGUGAAGCACAGCCGCGAGCUGCCCAGUGACACGAGCCUACCAGAUGAGCUAAAUUACUUCUAUGCUCGCUUCGAGGCAAGUAACACUGAAACAUGCAUGAGAGCAUCAGCUUUUCCGGACGACUGUGUGAUCACGCUCUCCGUAGCCGAUGUGAGUAAGACCUUUUAAACAGGUCAACAUUCACAAGGCUGCAGGGCCAGACGGAUUACCAGGACGUGUACUCCGAACAUGCGCUGACCAAGUGUCUUCACUGACAUUUUCAACCUCUCCCUGUCUCACCGACAAUGACGAGACAGCGUAUAGGGAGGAGGUCAGAGACCUUGCCGUGUGGUGCCAGGACAACAACCUCAACGUGAUCAAGGCAAAGUAGAUGAUUGUGGACUACAGGUAAAAGAAGAGGACCGAGCACGCCCCCAUUCUCAUCGACAGGGCUGUAGUGGAGCAGGUUGAGAGCUUCAAGUUCCUUGGUGUCCACAUCACCAUCAAACUAACAUGGUCCAAGCACACCAAGAUAGUCGUGAAGAGGGCACGACAAAACCUAUUCCCCCUCAGGAGACUGAAAAGAUUUGGCAUGGGUCCUCAGAUCCUCAAAAGGUUCUACAGCUGCACCAUUGAGAGCAUCCUGACUGGUUGCAUCACUGCCUGAUAUGGCAACUGCUCGGCCGCCGACCGCAAGGCAAUACAGAGGGUAGUGCGUAAGGCCCAGUACAUCACUGGGGCCAAGCUUCCUGCCAUCCAGGACCUCUAUACCAGGCGGUGUCAAAGACUCCAGCCACCCUAGUCAUAGACUGUUCUCUCUGUUACCGCACGGCAAGCGGUACCGGAGCGCCAAGUCUAGGUCCCAAGAGGCUUCUAAACAGCUUCUACCCCUGAACAGCUUCUAAGACUCCUGAACAUCUAAUCAAAUGGCUACCCAGACUAUUGGCAUUGCCCCCCCACCCCUCUUUUACGCUGCUGCUACUCUCUGUUUAUUAUCUAUGCAUAGUCACUAAUAACUCUACCUACAUGUACAAAUUACCUCGCCUAACCGGUGCCCCCGCACAUUGACUCGGUACCGGUACCCCCUGUAUAUAGCUUUGCUAUUGUUAUUUUUACUGCUGUUCUUUAAUUAUUUGUUACUUUGAUUUCUUAUUUUAUAUUGUUUUAUUUUUAGAUUUUUGGUAUUCUUAAAACUGCUUUGUUGGUUAAGGGCUUGUAAGUAAGCAUUUCACUGUAAGGUCUACACCUGUUGUAUUCGGCGUAUGUGACAAAUACAAUGUGAUUUGAGUCCAAUAGCGGCGAGCUUUACACAACUCCAGCCGACGCUUGGCAUUGCGCAUGGUGAUCUUAGGCUUGUGUGCGUCUGCUUGGCCAUGGAAACCCAUUUCAUGAAGCUCCCGACGAACAGAGGCAGUUUGGAUCUCUGUAGUGAGUGUUGCAACCGAGGACAUGCACUUCUGCACUCAGCGGCCCCAUUCUGUGAGCUUGUGUGGCUUACCAGUUUGCGGCUGAGCCGUUGUUGCUCCUAGACGUUUCCACUUCACAAUAACAGCACUUACAGUUGACCUGGGCAGCUCUAGUAGGGCAGACAUUUGAUGAACUGACUUGCUGGAAAGGUGGCAUCCUAUGACUGUAAGGCCAUUUUACUGACAAUGUUUGUCUAUGGCGAUUGCAUGGCUGUGUGCUCGAUUUUAUACACCUGUCAGCAACGGAUGUGGCUGAAAUGGCAAAAUCUACAAAUUUUGAAGGGGUGUCCACAUACUUUUGUGUGUGUAAAUGUCUGGUCUGUAGAGCAGAGUAACGCUUCACAGCACCGGAUCAGCUUGCGUAAACAGAUGAUUCAUUUCAACACAGAGGCUAAUUUCUGCUUACCUUUUCCACAACGGCACUGUAUUCUAUGGGCAGGAUGUGGACUUGUGGCCUUAUACACCUCUUGAGGAACAUUGUAAUAGUGAUUCUCUAACUUUUUCCGAUGCCACUUUUCACCUGAGGGAAAUAACAAUGUAGCAAUAAUAUUGUCACAUAAUAUUGCCCUAUUUGAAAAGACCUGAUUUGCUGUCCCUGUCCACUGCAAUAUCUGACUCUUUCUCUUCUGACAGGAACUGGUGUCUGACACCAACCAGCAUGUGAAGUCUGCUCUGGCCUCUGUCAUCAUGGGCCUGUCCACCAUUCUGGGCAAAGACAACACAGUAGAACACCUGCUGCCUCUGUUCCUGGCCCAGCUCAAGGACGAGGUAAUCACCUUUGAUUCAUUACUGCUCCUAUUCGUUCUAUUCAUUAGGCACCAAAUGGCAGAAAAGGGCGGCAGGUAGCUUAGUGGGUAAGAGCGUUGUGCCAGUAACCGAAAGGUCGCUGGUUCUAAUCCCCGAGCCGACUAGGUGAAAAAUCUGUCGAUGUGCCCUUGAGCAAGGCACUUAACCCUAAUUGCUCCUGUAAGUCGCUCUGGAUAAGAGCGUCUGCUAAAUGACCAAUUAUUAUUAAUUAUUAAAAUAGGCUGAAAUUGGGAGGGUGGGAAGGAAUUCUUGGACUAGGCAAAAUAUCUUCUAUGUCUAAUCUGAUCACCCCCUUAAUAUCCUCUAAUGCUAUUGGCCAGGCUCAGGAUCAGAUGUACCUGGCUGGCUCCCUACCGGAGUAUAAACCUAGGGAUGGCCCUUAGAGCGUUUGAACCUUUUUCCUGGUGACAUAUGUUCUAGUGGUGGUAGGCUAUUUGAGGUUUUCAUUCUGUGUGGAUUCAUGCUGACAUAUCCUUCCUAAAUGAACCUGUAUCGCAGCCAAAAUCCAGAUGACUUAAGACGUCGGCGCUAGCGGACUACAUUUACAUACAGUGCCUUUGGAAAGUAUUCAGACCUUUUACUUUUUCCACAUUUUGCUAGGUUACAGCCUUAUUCAAAAAUUUAUAAAAUUGUUUUUUCCCCCUCUAUUUACACAAAAUCUAAAAAAAAUCAGGUUUUUGCUUUGUCAUUAUGGGGAAAUAUGACAAAGCAAAAACAGGUUGUUAUACAUUUUUGAUAAUUUAUCAAUAAACUGACAUUUACAUAAGUAUUCAGACCCUUUACUCAGUACGUUGUUGAAGCACCUUUUAGAAUAAGGAUGUGAUGUAACAAAAUGUGGAAAAAGUCAAGUGGUCUGAAUACUUUCCGAAGGCAUAUGGUGGAUUAGUAAUACUGGAGUGGGAAGGUUUGGGUAGAUGACGUGAAUUGCCCUGCAAAAAAUAAAGGUGCACAAAUACACUGAGACAUGGUUGGCUGUCAUCUAUGACAGCCUUACUAUUAAAAGAUGUUCUAGUUUGCAUUGCAGCCAACGCUGAGUUGACAGGGUUUGUGUCAUAAAGGAUUAGUCCGAACGGACAACUGGGGUGCAAAACGCCCCGAAUGACUCACGGAUAUAAACAUUAUCUGUAUUCUUCAAUAUUUCUAAUACAAAUAUUUAGUCCUUGGAUUGUGUACUGUCCCUCAGCUGGCUGCCAUCUCUGUCGUAUCCUAUUUGGCUUGAUGUGAAGUGUAAAAUCUGUCUGCACAUUCGGAGGCUAAGAAUCAAGUGUCUGGGACUGGCAGCAUGAGUUGGGGACGAGCGGAAGGUCUUUGGCAAUUAUUUUAGCCAUUGUUUAUAAUGUUGAGAUUGGAGCCAAUAAAGGUGUCAUUACAAGCAGAUGGGGAUGCAUAAGCAAUAGCUCAGAUUUUCUGUCACAAUGAUUUUUUCCACCUUAAGAACGCUUGAAAUAAAAUGACGUUCAUUCUUAAAGGAAGACGGACAUAUGAAAUGUAAUGUUCCCUAAUGUAAUUAUCCCCACGACCUAUACAAGAGAUCUCUCUCACUGCAGUCUUACCUGCUCUCUCUUCUCUUCUCCUUCCCUCUUUCUCCCUGCAGUGCCCUGAGGUGCGCCUCAACAUCAUCUCCAACCUGGACUGUGUCAACGAGGUGAUCGGCAUCCGCCAGCUCUCCCAGUCGCUGCUGCCCGCUAUCGUGGAGCUGGCCGAGGACGCCAAGUGGAGGGUCCGCCUGGCCAUCAUCGAGUAUAUGCCCCUGUUGGCUGGACAGCUGGUGAGUCCUCGGCUGCGUCCCAAACGGCACCCUAUUCCCUAUAUAGUGCACUACUGUUGAUCAAAGCCCUAAUAGGGUACCGUUUGUGACUCAACCCUCCAGCCCAACUUCAGGAGACAUCGGUCUGUCCCGUCCUCCCUUCCCCCUAAUCACACAUCUGUCUGUGGCCUACAUCUGCCUUGUGCCAUGCGUAUGUGCCACAGUUUAUGGUGGGCAAGUGCUGGUCACCCAAUAUCAUUGUAAAAAAUGGCUAUGCAAUGUAUAAGUAAUUCAGCUAGCUUUAUUUGUGCUUUCUAAGUAGAAAGUGGCAUACCCCAAAUUACUAUUCAGUAAUAGUGUUGCUCACACUGUAAUAUUUGAAGUGAAAAUAGUUUAGAAAUGGAUGAUCUUCUAAUCUCUUCUGCAGGGAGUGGAGUUCUUUGAUGAGAAGCUGAACACCCUCUGCAUGGCAUGGCUCAUUGACCACGGUAAGAACCCCCCCGAUACACACCACUCUCUGUUCAAUGCAUUUGUCCUGUGUCCACACCGUGAGAUGAGUCAGUGGGAGUAGUAGGAUACUAACGUUGGACAGAGGUGGGUCACAUCCCAGACGGACCAUGUCCCAUGCUGCUCUCUAAGCUAGCAGUUCUUCCGCCCUCCCCCGCAUCCUCUGUGGUUUGGGGGGGAGAGAGGGAGACGUGUCAGGCUGCAGCUCUCUCUCAGCCUCACGGCUGUGCCAGUGACAGGUCUGACAAGAACCCAGUGACUUGGACUGGGAGAGGCCAGGGAAAUGUUCACUCCUGCCCUCUCCUCUCUAGCUGAGCUGGAUAGAAUGGGAAACAUACUGUAAUACAGUCUGCAUCCCAAAUGGCACCCUAUCCCCUGUAUUGUGCACUACUUUUAACCAAUGCCCAUAGGGCUCUAGUAAAGAGUUGUGCGCUAUAUAGAGAAUGGGGUGCCAUUUAGGAUGCAAUCCAUACUGUAAUACACAAUCACAGGUAGGCAUUUGGAAUGAGCAAAUCAGCUAUUUUCUGCAGUAGCCUUCUCUAUUUUUACAGGGACAGGUUUUUGUGCAGCACAGGUGCAGAACGUAUAGAAAAUGUGAACAGGCAUCCUGGGGGGGGGAGCAAACCCUGUGGUAUCAAGAUACUACUCGGUAUCGUGAUACUUGGUCUGUUAUCAUCACAUCACUAGUAAAAUAUUGGUAUUGUGACACCCCUACUCUGAAAAUAGGCAAAUCUUCUUGCAGUUUACAGUUACUUUAUGUGUUUUGAAUGCGCUGGUGUGAUUUGGAGACCUUGUUGGCUACGUCUCUUCUGUCUGCCUUUUCACGUCGCCAGAAAUAAACAUUUUAACCUGCUCCUUUUUUAGAUGGUCCUACAGACAGGUUGGUUGUUUAGCAACAACCUGCACUUGUGCAACUAUGGGGCAAAACUGACGGGAUGAGUUAGCCUGUUGACAACAUGUAGACUAUAUUGAGUCUCCAAAUGUUUAUUGAAACAUAAAUACAUUUGCACCUGUCUCUCAAAAACAUUGUUAGUUGUUGGUUAGCUAGCUAGUGGCUGAGAGAACAUGUGCAGUUGUAAAGCACAUUUAUGGCCAUUGCUUAUACCCAGUUUUUAUGCUAUUCGAGUGACUCAAAUACUCAUUUCAGACAUAAGGAGAAAAAAAGAAUGUAUGUACACACACAGUGCUUUCGGAAAGUAUUCAGACGCCUUGACGUUUUUGCAAAUGUAUUAAAAUAAAAAAAAAACAGAAAUAUCACAUUUACAUAAGUAUUCAGACCCUUUACUCAGUACUUGUUGAAGCACCUUUGGCAGCGAUUACAGCCUCAAGUCUUCUUGGGUAUGAUGCGACAAGCUUGGCACGUGUAUUUGGGGAGUUUCUCCCAUUCUUCUCUGCAGAUCCCCUCAAGCUCUGUCAGGUUGGAUGGGGAGCGUCGCUGCACAGCUAUUUUCAGGUCUCUCUAAAGAUGUUCGAUCAGGUUCAAGUCUGGGCUCUGGCUGGGCCACUCGAACAUUGAGACUUGUCCCGAAGCCACUCCUGCGUUAUCUUGGCUGUGUGCUUAGGGUCGUUGUCCUGUUGGAAGGUGAACCUUCACCCUGUCUGAGGUCCUGAGCACUCUGGAGCAGGUUUUCAUCUGUACUUUGCUCCGUUCAUCUUUCCCUCAAUCCCAACUAGUCUCCCUGUCCCUGCCACUGGAAAACAUCCCCACAGCAUGAUGCUGCCACCACCAUACUUCACCGUAGGGAUGGUGCCAGGUUUCAUCCAGACGUAACACUUGGCAUUCAGGCCAAAGAGUUCAAUCUUGGUUUUAUCAGACCAGAGAAUCUUGUUUCUCAUGGUCAGUCGUUUAGGUGCCUUUUGGCAAACUCCAAGCGGGCUGUCAUGUGCCUUUUACUGAAGAGUGGCUUCCGUCUGGCCACUCUACCAUAAAUGCCUGAUUGAUGGAGUAUUGCAGAGAUGGUUGUCCUUCUGGAAGGUUCUCCCAUCUCCACAGAGGAACUCUGGAGCUCUGUCAGAGUGACCAUCGGGUUCUUGGUCACCUCCCUGACCAAUGCCCUUCUCCCCCAAUUGCUCAGUUUGGUCGGGCGGCCAGCUCUAGGAAGAGUCUUGGUGGUUCCAAACUUCUUCCAUUUUAAGAAUGAUGGAAACCACUGUGUUCUUGGGGACCUUCAAUGCUGCAGAAAUGUUGGUACCCUUCCCCAUAUCAUCUGUGCCUCGACACAAUCCUGUCUCGUCAACUGUGAGACCUUAGACCACAGGUGUGUGCCUUUCCAAUCAAUUGAAUUUACCACAGGUGGACUCCUAUUUGUAGAAACAUCUCAAGGAUGAUCAAUGGAAACAGGAUGCACCUCAGCUCAAUUUCGAGUCUCAUAGCAAAGGGUCUGAAUACUUAUUUAAAUAAGGUAUUUCUGUUAAUUUUUUUAAUACAUUUGCAAAAAAAUUCUAAACCUGUUUUUGCUUUGUCAUUAUGGGGUAUUGUGUGUAGCUUAAGGGGGAAAUGAUUUAAUCAAUUUUAGAAUAAGGCUGUAAUGUAACAAAGUGGAGAAGGGGUCUGAAUGCACUGUAUCAGUCAGUAACUGGCUAAUUGGGAGGGGUGGGGGCAGGGGGGCUGUUAAAAAAUGGGGGAUGUUUUAAAUGAGUGCUAAUUGAAUAUAGGGGAAGCAGUGCAUAACAUCAGCCAAAACAAGACUGAAACGAGCCACCUAUGAUUCCCCUCUUGGCAGCUUCUUGUUAUUGUUGCAAACUAUCUGACCAUUCAAUCGUAACUCGCACCUUCCGGCCACAUCGAUGCGCGCAUCAUAUUCGUGACAUUGUCAGCCAACCUGUCUAUAAAGCCUUGAACAGCAAGAUUGUAUGUCUUAUUGGCCUAUCACUCGAGUGCAUCUGUACUAAUCCUGUUUAGAAAAAAUGUAUUCUGAGAGCUGUCCUCAGUGUUUAGACUAGAUUAUCUUUGUCCUCCUCAGAACACCUGCUUUGUUUCUCGCAUGGAAGCAUCUCUUUAGCUCUGGGUGACAGUUUUCCCUAGUUACAGAUCUAGGAUCAGGAUUUCCUCCCCCAAUCCUAACCGUAGUUAUUAUUGGGGGAAAUGCAAAACUGACCCAUAGUCAGUGUCUAGGGGCAAUUUCACCACUGCAUACCUCAACCUACCUUAACAUCCCCCAUUUCCCUUCAGGAGUUAUGGAACAACCAUCAUGGCUGUAGGAAUAUAAGAAACAGGAUGCAGACGGGUCAAUAGUUGAACAUUACCUAUACAUUUGUCAGACACAGUGGCCGUGUCCAAAUACCUGUACUUGCGUUUUAAAUAGUAGGCUGAUUGGGUAUGGGGAAAAUAUACUGAACAAAAAUAUAAACGCAAUGUGCAACAAUUGUGUUGACAAAACUGCACAUUUUUGUGGCCUUUUAUUGACCCCAGCACAAGGUGCACCUGUGUAAUGAUCAUGCUGUUUAAUCAACUGCUUGAUAUGCCACACCUGUCAGGUGGAUGGAAUAUCUUGGCAAAGGAGAAAUGCUCACUAACAGGGAUGUAAACAAAUUUGUGCAUAAAAUUGAAGAAAAAGCUUUUUGUGCGUAUGGAACAUUUCGUGGAUCUUUUAUUUCAGCUCAUGAAACAUGGGACCAACACUUUACGUGUUGUGUAAGAGAAGCGUCUUUUCAAACCCACUUGUUUGACAACAGCUGAUAAGAGGAUGGGCUGUACCAAAAUGAACGAAUUGUGGGAAACAGCACAAUUAAGCAUUAGAUCAUAUUCUCAGGAUGGGUGUGCUUAGUAUGUUACUUGUUACUUACUGCAUACAUUUAUACUAAACAGUACAUUCAAAGUAGUAUGAUUAGUACACAGUGUUUUUAGUAAGACGUUGGCAAGACAGAUUUCUGACACGGCCAGUAUCACACAGGUUUUAAUAUCCCAUUGUGGCUCCAAAGCCUUUGCUCCACAGUCUAAUGGCAAUGUUCUUCUAGCCCCAGCUUGGCUCUCUAGCAGUCUCUUUAUGGCUGUAUUAAGGGCCAGAUGAUAGGGUUAGGUCAGUGGGUUAGAAAUGAGUUGUAACCAGGCCCCCUGGUCUCUCUGUCCAAAAGCUAGUAUCGAAUAUCAGGAAAUCAGGCUUGUGUGUACCCAGAUGUUAUGUCACUGUAUUCUGGGCACAAUUGAGUGUUUUUUUUUUUAGCAGUUCUGCAGUCACUAGCCUCUUUAGCCAUGAUUACUGAUGGGAAUGUUUUCUAUGCAAAUGGAAUGUUUGCCACUCUAUUUAUUUGUUACUUGGCAAACAAACUGUGACAAUAAGCCAAAGAUGGCUGCCAAACUGGAAUGGCUAGAAAAGCGCUCAAAAGAACCAAGAAUCCUGACAAAUGUUUUUUCAAGCGCCGGGUACUUGAGGUUUUUCCUGAGUAUUGUACUGACGGCCACUCGCUUGUAGAGUUUGGAUAUGUCUAUAUUGAACUUUGAUCUCUGUGUAAUUGAGUUUUGUACGCAUUUUCUUUUCGGUUAGAUCACCAUUUCAUUUGAGUAAUGCUAGUCAAUAGGUCCAACUAGUUCUAUUAAUAUUAUAGUUUUGUAAAGGAAAACCCUGACACUUUUUCCUGACUACUACUAAAAAGAAACUACUAGGCCUAACUGUAUCUAGUUCUACUGGCCAAGGUCUCUAAGCGUCUGUUUGUUUUCGCCAGUAUACGCUAUCCGCGAGGCAGCCACCUGUAACCUGAUGAAGCUGGUGGAGAAGUUUGGAGCCGAGUGGGCCCAGAACACCAUUGUGCCAAAGGUGCUAGGCAUGGCCAACGACCCCAACUACCUGCACAGGAUGACCACGCUCUUCUGCAUCAACGUGAGUCCUCAUGACCUUCACCACACACACACCCACCCUCAGAUACAAUAGGCGUAUACUACGAUGGAAGCAAGAUCUACUCAGGUUUUUAUAAAGCUAGCCAUAGUACGAAGGUGGAUAUUGAUCAUGUUGCUGCCGCCAACUCAAGCAGGCUUGUAACUUUGCGUGCGUGUCGCACAUGGCUAGUUGAAUGCCAAACUAUUCUUUGAGUUGAUGCUGAACCAUCAAUCCAUGGGCGAGUCAGUGCCACAUCUUCAUUUUUGCCGAAAUCAACAUGAAAGAAGUUCUUACAGAUUUAGCAGGCUAUGGUGUAAAAUAGGAUAUUAGAAGUGCAUAUUUUAUUACGUAUCAAUGCACAAACAGCUGUUUUUUCCCCACCAUAUCGAUAAAAUAAUUGAAUUUAGUCAUACAAAAGUUUUACUAUGCGUGAACUUUCAAAUGCUUGCUGUCAUUACUAAACGUUUAGUGAUGGGUAUUUUAAUAUUACAAAUUUUUAACACCUUUUGAUUCAUAAAAUAUUUAAUCAUUCGUCUUCCUCAAAUGAAGUGGAUGAUGACGCAAUCUUUGCGAAAGGGAGGGAAUCUGUUUUCAUUGGUCCUCACCUCGCUGCUCAGUCAUUUCAUUCAGGGUAAAUGGAGUGAGUGGCCUGCCCUGGAGCAGGUUAGUUCUGAAGGAUUCGCUGCCAUAGAAAUGUACCUGGCUAAAAGGUGAGGCACUUUCGUAUCACCGGUUAUCUCGAGUUUAACUCUGAAUUGACCAAAGUUACCUCGCUUACUCUUCAAACCUGAUUCGUAGUAUAGGGCACAUCUCAUUAAACCUCAGAUGGAUUUAAACCAAGUCAUCUUUGGCAAUCAUUUUACUUCUAAAACAAUCAUACUUUUUUUUUUUUUAAGGAAACUUUCUGUCCCAGUCAGUUAUUCUUGUCAUUUAUUAUUAUUUUACAUCUGAUAUUUUAGGCAUUUAUCAGAUGCUCUUAUCCAGAGCAACUUAGUCACUUGGGUCUAACCGAUCAUUUGUUUAUGCGUUGUUGGUUUCCGUGUCAUCCACCCCAGGCUCUGUCUGAGGUCUGUGGCCAGGACAUCACCACUAAGCAGAUGCUGCCCGUGGUCCUCAAGAUGUCCAAUGACCAGGUGGCCAAUGUGCGCUUCAAUGUGGCCAAGUCCCUCCAGAAGAUCGGCCCCGUCCUUGACAGCAAGUAGGUCCUCCUCGUCCACCACAAAGCCCUCGUUCAUAUCAUUCAGGCCUACCUGAACAACCAUCUCCAAUUAAUUGACCACAGUCUACAUCAGGGUUGUGUUCAGUAGGCACAAAACGGGAGCAAAUAUUAUGAAACUGAGACUCUUGCUUGAACUGGCCCAGUAAGGAUGCUCAUUUGAGUUAUUCCGUCACAGUAUGUUUUGCGUCUACUGAACACGACCCAGAUCUCCAUGUCCAAGCUUCAUUUCCUACCAGUCAGCUAAUCCAUUAUGGCACGGGAGUGUGGGAAAAUGUGUGCCCUGUGUGAAACGUUUUGUUUUUCUCAGUGCUCUGCAGACAGAGGUGAAACCAGUCCUGGAGAAAUUAGACACAGACACAGAUAUGGAUGUUAAGUACUUUGCCCAGGAAGCUAUAAGUGGUAAGUAUAGUACUCUGUCCAUUUUCUUCUUGUAUGAAGUCUCCUCACUAGGGCCAUGUUCAGUUAGGCACAUGUUGUGGAACGUUGCAGAUAGAAAUGUCCUGAAUAGAGCUGCCGUUAGUCCUUGUGCUACAUGUUUGUUAUACAUAAUAUGCCCUGCUGAAUGCAUUUCCUUCUUGUCAUUCUGAUUCCUUGUUUCUCCCCAUAGUUCUGGCCCUUGCAUAAACCAAGCUUGGCUAUCCAUAGGAAACAACAACCCAAGAUGUCACGACAUUGCAAACACUUUUCACAAUAUAUUUAUUGAUGUUCAAGAGCAACUGGUGAUGUAUGGAGAAUUAAUGGAGCCUAUUAACACCUAUUUUAAUGUUUUCUUUACUCUGUGAUAAUAAAAUGUCCAGGAAAAGCGCAGGCUAAGUUCCCCUCGCUGUAA